Venturia canescens is the source of this 1788-nucleotide messenger RNA. RefSeq names its product methyltransferase-like protein 7A. NCBI's taxonomy places the organism in Eukaryota, Metazoa, Arthropoda, Insecta, Hymenoptera, Ichneumonidae. Gene Ontology annotation, molecular function: S-adenosylmethionine-dependent methyltransferase activity. Bases 158 to 955 code for a protein of 265 amino acids. The record is from RefSeq and is a predicted model, not a curated record. The transcript has 3 exons.
UGCGUCAAACUCGGCGAGUACUCGUGUUUAUUCUUCGUAUACAAUUCGGGAAAAAUAUACGCGCAAUUAAAACUCAACGGGAGGGCAUUGCGGGUGGAAAUAGUGAUAAAAAAUAGUGAGAAAAAAAUCGCAACGUAAAUAAGAGACUUGGCUUGCAAUGAGCACCAGCGACUUGUGGAUUCGAGACAUCGUUUCGUACUACGGUUACAUAUUGUUGGGAUUUUUAAUCAUCAGCUGGUUGGUCGCUCGUCGAUGGCGCAAGUUUGCGGAAAACGUGUAUCGAUCUCAUCUCCUCGGGUUCGAGACCGAAUGCGCUGAUCUCGUAGCGCCAUACAAAAAGAAAUUGUUCGAGCAGUUGAAAUAUUUGGAAUCGAACGAUGAGAUUUUGCGAUCUCUUGGCCGGAUCAGAAUCCUCGAAGUUGGAGUGAAAACAGGUGAAAACAUUCCGUUUUAUCCCGACGGUGCUUGCUUUAUCGGAAUCGAUUGGAACACAAAACUCGCCGAUUACUUGAUCAACAGCGAACGUGCGUGGCAAUUUUCUCACGUUUACUUCGAACGCCUGAUCGUGGGCGAUGGAAAUUCAUUGCGGUUGAUACCAAGCGAUUGCGUGGACGCUGUCGUCAGCACAAGAUCUUUGUGCUCGGAAGACUCGGUCGAGAAAACUCUUCGUGAAAUCAGACGCGUUCUUGCUCCUGGCGGCAAAUAUCUCUUCCUCGAGCACGUGCCUGACCCAACUGGAGGAUUUGUUCACAAAAUGCAAAAGUUCUUGACGAAAAGCAAAAUUUGGCCCUCGCUCUUCGGGAAUUGUCAUCUGGACAUGAAUCCUAUCGAACACAUAAACAGAGCCGGAUUCAAGGAUCUCGUGUGGAAGUCUCUAACUCUGGAGGGUUACGUUUCUCAGCCAAACCAUUUAUUUCUGAAUCGUCACCACGUUAUAGGCACAGCCACGAGGUGAAGUCAUUUCUUUUCUUCGUGCAAAAUUUUUUUACAAUCGUCAUACGCAAAGUCGUGUCAACUGCUGAGCAAUUAAACAAGACAUCUAUAAAUCACACUUUCUCCCGAUAAACUCGAAAUUUUUUAAAAAAUAUUUGUGCUGUUUUAUUAUUUACAUAAACCAUGGCUUUUGCUGUUGAUUUUUGACAUGACUGAUGAUACAAUUUAAUAAUGUUUAUAUACUUUUCAUAUAUACAAUUGUAAUCAAACUUACAGAUAAAUAUUUGGAAGAACCGAGUUAUAAUAUUCGUAAAAAAAUCGUUUUUUUUUCUCGUAUUUUCGUAGAGGCUCGUCACCUUCUUCGUAUAUAUUUCUUCUUCACUUUUCAUUCCUUUUUUCCUACAUAGAUUUUCAUUCGUAAUCUAUGCAUAUGUAUGACCCCGGAUGCCUCAGUUUUUCGGUGUUUUUACUUUUGAUUAUUAAACUAUUCGCAUUCGAAAAACCGAAGGCUCAUCCACGAAAGUGAGCAAGAGUGUCAAUUCAGAAACCCCUUCAACUAGUGUUUCUUAACGAGUUAUUUGACAACUAGGAAUUAUUGUAUAAAAUUGGUACCGAAGUUUCAGCAGCGUUCAAACGCAGCCAGAUUUGUUUUUCUCUCCAACAUCCAUCUUCAGUUUCGAGGUAUAGAAAAUUCUCGAUCUUUCAAGCCCACGAAUGAGUCCAGUGAAAAAAUUCAGUAAAGUAGAAAUUUAUGUUUGGCUGCUCUCAAACGCUGCUAGCUUCAAAGUUAUGAAUACGAUAGAUUCUGGAAAAAAAAAACAUCAUGUGCAAAAAAUAAAAAUCCUUGAUUACAAC